Cylicostephanus goldi is the source of this 452-nucleotide messenger RNA. Lineage: Eukaryota; Metazoa; Nematoda; Chromadorea; Rhabditida; Strongylidae. The record is from the annotation of a GenBank genome assembly.
AUGGCUACAUCAAUCAAAGCUUUUCUAAGUGUAAGUCCAACCGGUAAAUCCAUCACCAAGGCAGCUCCGUUCUUCAUUUUCCAGCUCAUAGUUUUCGCACGUGCUGUCGAUGGAGUUGUGGAGGAUGUGCCUGACUGCAAGGAGUUGACGCGUGCUCUCAGCAAGGAAGAUCGCAGAUUGUUGUAUGCAAGCGUGACGACAGCAAUAUUCAAAUAUCCGGAUUCGUUGCGCUACAACUGCGAGGGGGAACGGUUGGCUAUACAUCACCUCUUAGAUGGCGAAGAUCAUUUCAAGCAAAAGGCGGGAGAUUUGUAUGCGAAGCUCGAUAGAGUCACAUUUGAAGCAGAGCGGAACGGGAACAGCAUCAUAGCGUCGUUAUCGCCAUGGGACACUCAGGUGAGGAAGCUGUAUAGCUUUCUAGUGUCCCAUUUGGACACCUUGAAUAGAUGAUU